Arvicanthis niloticus (Nile rat) is the source of this 5679-nucleotide messenger RNA. The record is from RefSeq and is a predicted model, not a curated record. Lineage: Eukaryota; Metazoa; Chordata; Mammalia; Rodentia; Muridae.
CGGGCUAGCUUAGGAUGGUGGGCUGGCCACGCAGGCGCGUGGGGCCGCGGCGAGAACCCCACGCGGGAGCUUUUGGAGUCCCCAGUCGCCACUCCUCACUUCACUGGAGAGGGGUCUGGGAGGGAACCAAUAAAGAGUGAAUGUGCCGCAGCCGCGGUGGCGGUCGAGUUACCGCGAACGACCCAGGAGUCGUGCGCCCGGGAGGCGGCGAGGGGAGGCGGUUCGCCUGGUCCCUCCCACCCGCCCCUUUCUCUCUGUCUCUCUCUCCUUUCCUCCCGCUGGUCCCAGAUCCUCGCUCUGUCCAGCCCCUUCGUCCCCAUCUCGCACUCUUUCUGUCUCCGCAAUCCUUUACCUAGGGCGUCCCAAAGUGCCAUGGGUUAGGGUGGGGACCCGCGAGCCGCGGGAAAAGGGACUAGCCCCGAUUCUCCGCCGGGGGGCGUGAAGCCGAUCGCCGCUUGCCUCUCGCGGUCGUCCGGCUUGGGGAGAGCGGUGUGAGCCCGCAACCCCGGGAGCACGCAGGAACAGCGGCGCCCGAGGCCGGAGGAGCCCGGGGAUUAGAAGAAGGAGCGGAGGGAGGACGAGGAGCCGGGCGGGGAAGCCCGGGGGCGAAAAGUGCAGCCAGGAGGAGAAGGCGGCGCAAGGUGGGGAUUGAUGCUUCUGUUUUUUGUUGCCGCUGCUGCGCUCGCGCUGGGAGCCAAGCCGGAGGGAAGGUGGUGGAGAGAUGAUUGCAGAGUUGGUGAGCAGCGCUCUGGGGCUCGCCUUGUAUCUCAACACCCUGAGUGCGGAUUUCUGCUACGAUGACAGCCGUGCUAUCAAGACUAAUCAAGACCUGCUCCCAGAAACGCCCUGGACACACAUUUUCUACAAUGACUUCUGGGGGACUCUUCUAACCCACAGUGGUAGCCACAAGUCCUACCGGCCACUCUGCACUCUUUCUUUUCGACUGAAUCAUGCCAUCGGAGGGCUGAAUCCCUGGAGCUAUCAUCUUGUCAAUGUCCUGUUGCAUGCGGCUGUCACUGGCCUCUUCACGCGCUUCUCCAAGGCCCUCCUUGGGGAUGGAUACUGGACUUUCAUGGCUGGCUUGAUGUUUGCUUCACACCCCAUCCACACGGAGGCAGUGGCGGGCAUCGUGGGACGAGCAGAUGUGGGUGCCAGUCUCUUUUUUCUCCUGUCCUUGCUCUGCUACAUUAAGCACUGUUCUACAAGAGGCUACUCGGCCAGAACUUGGGGCUGGUUCCUGGGGACAGGACUGUGCGCUGGAUGCAGCAUGCUGUGGAAGGAACAAGGAGUGACUGUCCUGGCAGUUUCAGCCGUUUAUGAUGUCUUUGUCUUCCAUAGGCUGAAAAUGAGGCAGAUCCUACCUACCAUUUACAAAAGGAAGAACUUAUCGCUUUUUCUCAGCAUUAGCUUGUUAACUUUCUGGGGGACCAGCCUUUUGGGUGCCCGGUUAUACUGGAUGGGCAACAAACCACCAAGCUUUUCCAACUCCGACAACCCCGCUGCUGACUCGGACAGCCUUUUGGCUCGCACGCUCACCUUCUUCUAUUUACCUACCAAGAACCUCUGGCUGUUGCUCUGCCCGGACACGCUGAGCUUUGAUUGGUCCAUGGAUGCCGUGCCUCUUCUCAAAACAGUUUGUGAUUGGAGAAAUCUACACACUGUGGCCUUCUAUUCUGGACUUCUCCUCCUUGCCUACUGUGGUUUGAAGAACCCAAGUUUAGAAGGAGAGUGCAAUGGGAAAGCUGUGACAAAUGGCAAGCAGAAUGCAAAUGGCCAUAGCUGCCAUUCAGAUGUGGAGUACCGGAACUCAGAAAUCAAGCCCAGCUUUGCAUCCAAAGUAGAGAAUGGAAUUAAAAAUUGUGUACCACAGAGAACUCAGCUCCCUUCCACUGAGAACAUUGUUAUUCUGUCCUUAUCUUUGUUGAUAAUACCUUUUAUUCCUGCCACGAACCUGUUUUUCUAUGUUGGCUUUGUAAUCGCAGAGCGAGUCUUAUAUAUUCCCAGUAUGGGCUUCUGCCUUCUGAUCACAGUGGGUGCCAGAGCCCUUUAUGUCAAAGUACAAAAGAGGUUUCUCAAGAGCUUGGUUUUUUACGCCACGGCCACGUUAAUUGUCUUCUAUGGACUCAAGACUGCGAUCAGGAACGGAGACUGGCGGAAUGAAGAGAUGCUGUAUAGGUCAGGGAUCAAAGUAAACCCAGCCAAAGCAUGGGGUAACCUUGGAAAUGUUCUCAAGAGUCAGAGUAAAAUUUCUGAAGCUGAAAGCGCCUAUAGAAAUGCCCUGUACUACCGCAGCAACAUGGCUGACAUGCUGUAUAAUUUAGGGUUACUGCUCCAAGAGAACAGCAGGUUUACAGAAGCUCUCCAUUAUUACAAACUGGCCAUCGGGAGUAGGCCAACCCUGGCUUCUGCCUAUUUAAACACCGGCAUUAUUCUCAUGAACCAAGGGAAGACAGAGGAAGCCCGGCGUACAUUCCUCAAGUGUUCAGAGAUUCCAGAUGAGAACCUGAAGGAUCCUCAUGCACAUAAGAGUUCUGUCACCAGCUGUCUGUAUAACCUCGGGAAACUCUAUCACGAGCAAGGACAUUAUGAGGAAGCCCUGAGUGUAUAUAAGGAAGCAAUUCAGAAGAUGCCAAGGCAGUUUGCCCCUCAGAGCUUAUACAACAUGGUGGGCGAAGCAUACAUGAGACUGAGUAAGCUUCCUGAAGCUGAACACUGGUACAUGGAAUCAUUGAGAUCCAAGACAGACCACAUCCCUGCUCAUCUCACCUAUGGGAAGCUGCUCGCCUUAACAGGUCGUAAGAGUGAGGCUGAAAAGUUCUUCUUGAAGGCUAUUGAGCUGGAUCCUACCAAAGGAAACUGUUACAUGCACUAUGGCCAGUUUCUCCUAGAAGAAUCUCGCCUCACAGAAGCAGCCGAGAUGGCAAAAAAAGCAGCUGAGCUGGACAGUACAGAGUUUGAUGUCGUCUUCAACGCUGCCCACAUGCUAAGACAAGCCAGCCUUAAUGAAGCCGCUGAGAAGUAUUAUGAUAUGGCAGCAAGACUGAGACCUAAUUACCCUGCUGCUCUCAUGAACCUAGGGGCCAUUCUACAUCUCAAUGGGCGGCUCCAGAAGGCUGAGGCCAACUACCUGAGGGCUCUACAACUCAAGCCAGAUGAUGUCAUCACUCAGUCUAAUCUACGCAAGCUGUGGAACAUCAUGGAAAAGCAAGGCUUGAAGACCUCCAAGACCUGACACAUGAGAAAUAACCUCCUUCUCCUACGCUUCUCAAAGCAGGCUUCAUUAACAGACAGAACGUCCCAGCAGUGCUGUGAUAAAAGCUCACUGGUGACUUCAAGCCCAGGACAGAGGUCAUCAUGGUUACUGCCACUGCUGGGAGAAUCUACUUUGCUACGGGCACAGUCCUUAACACCAAAAAACGGGAACAUUGAGAACCUCUGGGAGGGUGUAAUUGUUACCCGUAGACUGUAAACCAGAGCACUUAACAGGAUUUCGGAGUGUUCUUAGAAAGUAGAGAGAUCUCAGUUGUAGACGUUCACUUUUGAGGGAGAAUUUGAAAUUAUAUUGUUCCUUAAACACUGUGAGAGGAAGUCAGAGAGCCCAUCCAGCCACAGUGAACUCUUAAGGGUGUGAUUAACACAUAGUGUGAAUCCCAGUGAGCCACCGGUUGUCCUUAUGCUGCUGUCUUUCCUCUUUGGGACAGCCUGCUUAUUGAUUGCUGAAGGUGAUCAAACUUCGGUUUUAACAGUGUGUCGGGAUCUGUCCGAAUCGAAUCUCCAGUUGUUUCUUGACUCGUGCACAUAAACAUUUUAUGGUUUGAAUGUCCAAGGCAUCCUACUGUUGAACAUCAUUUGUUUGUCAUGUCUCAAAAUGAACGUGUGGAGAAGAGCGAACCGUGCAUACAGGUGGUAUGAGAGGACCUAGGGUGGCCUUGGGUGUGUGUCACAAAGGUAUUUUCAUUUUGAUAUUGUCAGUAUUUCCUCCAAUGCUGUUUGGUAGAUCUCAUUGCAUUCAUCCUUUUGAAAUUAUCAUUUAUGAGAGAUGUCUAUUCCUGAUCAGUAUACAUGUUGUUCACUAAGGCUGAAAAAAUGUGGAUGUUGUAUGUUAUGAGCGUUCCAGUUCUAGUGACUAAUCAUGACUAUAUAAGGCAAAGUCCGCAGUGCUUCUUAUCCAAUGACUGUUAUAACAAGUCAACGCAGCAUGGGUGCAUAAGGAUUGUUGUCAAUGACUUUGUGUUUUGGAAAGAGCUGGUAUGAAAUACCCAUCGAUUCCUAACACAACUAAACAGCAAUGCAGAUAAACCCUGGAGGAUUGUCUUACUUUGCUCUCCCUGAAAGAUGUCAAAAAUAAAUUAUUUUAAGAUGCCAUAGAGUAGGGAUCAGCCGGCAUAUAUCAUCAUCUUCUGCCAAAUGCUUUCCUCAGUUGAAAAAUAUUUUCCAAUAGAAAGCUGAGUGUUUUAUUUCCUUACCUGAUAUUAGGUAUUUCAGCGAUUAUUUUAUAAGUUAAAAUCUAUAAAUGAAACAAAGGAAAAACAUUUCUUUAACAUUUUUGCCUUGUACUCAAAACUUUACUAUUAAAAUUUUAAUUCCCAGAAUACCAGUCCAUUAGCAACCUCUUUAUAGAAAAAUUAACUAUUCUGUACCCAACAUAUUUAUUUAUUUAUUAUCCAACCAUAGCAAAAUAACAAAACAAAACAAAAAAGAUUUCUUAAAACAGUUAUUAGCUUCCUCUCCUUCCCUUCUAUACUCCAUAUAUAUAUAUAUAUAUAUAUAUAUAUAUGAUCAGUGAUUCCAUGAGAGGGAAGGUAGACAUGAAAAUAAUACUAUGUUUUCUCCCUAUAUUAUAUACCAUUUCAUGUAUCAAAUACAGUGGAUAAAGAAUUUGAGGUAGUGUUCCAAUGACAUUAGUUUCUGUAAGAGAACAGAUGUAGUGAGAGUUUUGAUGGUGUUUAUGAGAAAGCCCUCUUUAAAGCGUAUAGUACUCUGUAAACAUUUCACUCAAGGGCCAGAAGUUAAAGUAUAACUAAAUCACUGUGUUGUCGGAAUAAUAUUUAACAUUAACAAAAACAAAACCCAUGGUCAAACCAAAAAUAGUGGGUUGAAGUAAACAUUUCAUUUUCUAUUGCAUUGGCAAUUUGGAUGACAAAGAAAUUUAAUAUAAGGCUGUAAAGAUAAAUUCAGUAUCUAACCUUUUUUUAUUUAUUUAAAUAGUUGUUGUGGCAUUCUAGUCUUUACAUUUUAUGUCUGUCUUGUUCCUUCUUUCCAACACUUGCUUCCUGUAGGUUCACUGAAUGCACAAUAGCCACAUUUCACAUGACUCAACUCCCAAGUGGUGUUAAUCAUUGGGCCUGUGUCAUAAAAUGCAUGGAUCUUUAAUAUCCACAUGUCCCUGACACUUUUCACUACAGGGCUGGACUUAGUAACUGACCAACUCGGGGGGUGGGCUUGGGUAUUAGAACAUGAUCAAAAUGUCUCUGCUCAGGGAUUUAUGGUGGAUCAUUGCAGACAGUGCUAAAAAUGUAGAGCACAAGACAAGUUUACUAAAUUAAAAUUUUAUUUUUUGAAAAACUGUUAUUUGUAUAAAUUAUCAAGAUUUGUAGGCUUUCCUUUUUGUAGAAAUAAUUGUUUUAUGUGCCAGAGAAUUUCAAUUUUGUUUUGAACAAUAAAGCAUUGAUAACAAAU